UAUUAUAUGUAUAUAUUAUCACUAUUGAAAUGAGUUAUUUAUUUACUACUUGAAAUCAACUUUUUGUAAGCUUAAUCAUCGACCGAAAGACAAAAAUCUUUAUUGUUUUAUCAUCAUCAUCAUCCAAAUAUAUUUGAAUUUGACAGAUAAACAAGUAGCUAUGUCCAAUGAGGAGCGCCUUCGAAAGCUAUUAUCUGAUUUAGGAAAAGCAACAUUACGCGGUGUAAGAAAAUGUCCUAAAUGUGGAACGUAUAAUGGAUCUCGUGGAUUAUGUUGUAAAAAUAAGUAUUGCGAUGCAGUGUUUAAAGAACCAGGAGAAAAGAGAAAAUUAUCAACCGAAGCAUGUAAACUAAUAACCGGUUCAGCUGCUCAAGUUUUCUCUGUUCGAGUUAGAGAUAAGGGUCCUGAUUAUCGAGGUUUUGUACAGUUGCCUGUAAUAAAUACAUCUAUUUCUAAUGAAAUGAUAGCAUUAAUUUCACAAACAACUGCUCUAUGUUUUGUCGAUACUUGUGAGAGGAGUUUUGAUACCAGUGUUCUUAAAUGUCACGAAAAGGAUGCAUCUGAUGUAACAGUAUCAACGUGCCAACAUAUCCAGGCUGCAUUAAGAUGUUACGCAGAAGCUCAGCCAUUGACGUUAAGAAAUUCUAUUUUAUCAUCUUUAAACGUAAACAAUGAAAUGAAACAAGAGAUUUGGUUAUUAGCUACAGAAACGUCAGGUCCAUUGGUACAAAGAGUAUCUAAAAAUAUAAUGGCUGUAAAAUGUAAAGCUUCGCCAAAGCAUCCUUUAGGAUAUCUUCAUUUUUCUUUCUUCGUUACUAAAUUGAAAGAUAGAGUGGAACAUCGGUGUUUUUGCAGUUGUACCGCAUUUAAGGGUACCGCUAAAUCAAUUGGAGAUAAAAUAGAAACAAAUUUGUCACAAGCAAAACGCUGUGUACACUUUUACGCAUGUAUAUGUGCCUUUGCUAGUGAUCCUAAAUUGUCGGAAGAAUUUAAUUAUUAUAUAACCUUAGAUCAAAAUGAUCUAAGUGUACCAAAACCACCGAUGUCAAUUUUAGAAAAUAAUGAACAAGAUAAAAUAGUUGGAAUAGAUCUAGAUGCUUUAAAUACAGAUGAUGCUGAAACGCAUCUGUUGAUAUUUCGUGAUGACACUUUAACUGUGCAAAGUUUAGAUGGAAAUAGACUUGAUUUAGAUUCAAUGAACUUGGAAUCAUCGAUUUUACCUAAUAACAUUGUUGAAAAUAUCGAAGUGGAAUGUGAUCGUAGUUUAUUAGAAGAUAAUAAUAUUAUUUCUCAGGUUCAUAAUUUGGAAGUUAUUGACCAAAAUAGUGUGCAAUUUAAUGGAAACACAAUGAAAAUCUUAAAUGAACAAGCUGAAAUUGAUACAAAGUACAAUAUAUUAAAUAGUCAAUAUAUCUUAAACGAUAAUAAUAUUAAAAUAUUAAAUACUAGAAAUUUAAAAGUCAUUGAUACAAAUACAGUAUUAGAUGUUAACAAUAUCAAAUUAAUAGAUACUAAUGCAGUAAUUAAUGGUAAUGAAUUUAAGAUGAUAGAAAAAAAUGCAUUAAUUCAAUACGAUAAUGGAAAUAUGUCUAAUUCUGAAAGCGGGACUGUACAACCUACUGUUUCGAUAAAGCGAAAAAGAGAUGAUAAAAACGUGAAUAAAUUAAGCGCUACUGGUCUAAAUAAUUUAAGUUCUAUCGAACCGAGAAAAUCAAAAUCAAAACCAACUAUUAUAAAGAGAUAUCAAAAUUCAUGCGAAGAUUUCGAUGAAUCUAACACAAGCCUGCCUUUCAUUAAAUGGUUAGCAUCAAUUACAGAGAGAAUUAAUCAAACAAUGCAUUUUCAGUUCGAUGGAAAACCUGAUCCUUUGGUAUUUCACGUACCACAAAUAUUUUUUGAUUGUUUACGGGAGCGAAUAUCUUGUGGUGGUAAAAAGAAACGUUUACCUAAUUCGACGACAGCCUUUGUUAGAAAAGACGGAGUACCGUUGGGUACCUUUACAAAAUAUACAUGGCAAAUUACAAAUAUAUUGCACGUAAAGAGUAUUUUUGAAACACCACUUAUACCUUUAGAAAUCACAAGAAGUUUUAUACAAAAUGCAGAUGGAACGUAUGAAUUAUAUAAAAGAAAGGAAACAGAUAUCGAUCGGUAUAAAAAAACAAAUAAUAAUGCAUUGAUCAAACCGUUAGAAUUGAAAACUUAUUUAAAAGUUGGUAAUACUUCUCCUAAUCAAGUAGAGCCAACACCAUUCUUAAUAGAAUGGAUACCAGAUAUUUUACCAAUAUCCAAGAUUGGCGAAUUAAGAAUUCGAUUUGAGUUUGGACACGUUAAAAAUGAGGCUAACCAAAGAUGGAGAAAGAUAGCGUUAUCGAAAAAUUAUUGAAUUAAAAGUUUAAUAUCAGUAUAAGUUAAGUAUUUAUUUUCAAGUAUUGUACUGUUAUUUCUUUGUUAUAUUACAAAAUUUUAAAUGUUUUAUAAGAAAACACGUAAUAAUGUUUUACAUUGCAUACUAAUGUAUAUAUUUCAAUCAACAAU
Messenger RNA from Polistes dominula (European paper wasp), 2535 nucleotides. RefSeq lists its product as uncharacterized. Gene Ontology annotation, molecular function: zinc ion binding. Lineage: Eukaryota; Metazoa; Arthropoda; Insecta; Hymenoptera; Vespidae. The record is from RefSeq and is a predicted model, not a curated record. Gene Ontology annotation, cellular component: nucleus.